Phlebotomus argentipes is the source of this 1486-nucleotide messenger RNA. RefSeq names its product ras-related protein Rab-1A (gene Rab1). Gene Ontology annotation, molecular function: GTP binding; GTPase activity. The transcript has 6 exons. The coding region runs from base 164 to 784 and encodes 206 amino acids. Lineage: Eukaryota; Metazoa; Arthropoda; Insecta; Diptera; Psychodidae. The record is from RefSeq and is a predicted model, not a curated record.
AUCGUCUUGACGAAAGGAAAAAGUCGCCAUUGUUCUUGUCAACUUUUGUACAAGUUUUUCCGUGAUAAUUUCUUCAGAACAAUCCAUUCUUUGUGCUUAAGUCACUGCUAAAGAGAAUUCUACGUCCUCCUGCUCCAUCACUAACCAUUCGGUGUCACGAACAAUGUCUGCUAUGAGUCCCGAAUAUGAUUAUCUGUUUAAACUCCUCCUAAUUGGCGACUCUGGCGUCGGCAAAUCCUGCCUACUGUUGCGUUUUGCGGACGACACCUACACAGAGAGCUACAUUAGCACCAUUGGCGUAGAUUUUAAAAUUAGAACAAUUGAGCUCGACGGAAAGACCAUAAAACUACAAAUUUGGGACACUGCUGGCCAGGAGCGAUUCCGUACGAUCACGUCGUCUUACUACCGUGGCGCUCAUGGUAUUAUCGUUGUGUAUGAUUGUACAGAUCAGGAGUCAUUCAAUAACGUGAAGCAGUGGCUGGAGGAGAUUGAACGCUAUGCAUGCGAAAACGUCAACAAACUUCUGGUAGGCAAUAAAUGUGAUCUUACAACCAAGAAAAUUGUUGAUCACACAACGGCUAUGGAAUAUGCGAGUCAGUUGGGCAUUCCAUUCCUUGAGACGUCAGCCAAAAAUGCCACGAAUGUUGACCAGGCUUUUAUGACAAUGGCUGCGGAGAUCAAGAAUCGCGUUGGACCGCCAUCCAGUGCAACAGAGGCUGCAGGAAAGUCGGUGAAGAUUGAUCAAGGGCGUCCAAUUAGCGAUACCAAAUCGGGCUGCUGUUGAAGAGUGUGUGUGUGUUUCAAGGAGGGGAAGGAAGAAAAUAUGCACCAUCGGCAUUUUUAUAAUUUACAAUACCAUUCUUUUCUUUUGAAACUGGAAAUCAGAAAGAGCGCGAAAAAACAGUUGAGGAGUUGAAAGAGUCCCAAUUCAGCUACUAUUACUUUAACAUAUUACAUUUAAUAAUAGGGAAAGGAGGAGCAAAAAGGAAGCAUCAUGAAAUAAAAAAGAAACCACAAUUUUAAGAUGAACUUAAAAAAAGGAGGAAAAUUGAAGAAUCGAGGGAACUUGAGAGAGUAUAUAUAUAAAUUUGGUAUGGCAAAGAGAAAAAAAAUCCAGGAUGAUAUAAUCGAUUGAUCAAAGACGAUAAAUGUAUUUAAGAAAAAAUUAAAUAUUUCACACAUAAUGAAGUUCAUAUAAUUUGAGCAAGUAUUGAUGGUUGGCUGAAUGCAGCACUUUAUUAUUAAAGAGUCACGUAGAUUUCAAGAAGAAUAGAAUCUGAGGUGUGUAAAGUAUUCGAGGGCAUCGAUCGAGGUAUAGUUUGAGUAAAUGUGGGUGUACUGAAAUCUACUUGAUGUUUAAUAAUGAAAUAUAUAUAAAUAAAAUUAUAAUGAAUCAGAAUAAGAGUAAAUAAAGGAUAAAUUGAUAAAUGAAGUACAUUUGUGAAGAUGGAAAUUUAGAUUCAAAUAAAAUACACACGUAAUAAAA